UGCUCUCGAAGAUCUUGGCGGCAAGAAAAACCGAAGAAGAAGGAGCGUGCCCAGUGGUCAACAAGAAGACAUGGGUGUUCACGGCCUCUGGGAACUCCUCGCCCCCGUCGGCCGUCGCGUCUCCGUCGAAACCCUAGCCGGCAAGAAACUCGCAAUUGAUGCGAGCAUAUGGAUGAUUCAGUUUAUGAAGGCGAUGCGAGACGAAAAAGGAGAGAUGGUGAGGAACGCUCACAUCUUGGGCUUCUUUCGCCGAAUCUGCAAGCUACUCUUUCUCCGCACCAAGCCCGUAUUUGUCUUUGACGGUGGCACGCCAGCUCUCAAGCGCCGAACCGUCGUCGCGCGUCGCCGGCAGCGAGAGAAUGCACAGACCAAGAUUCGUAAAACUGCCGAGAAAUUGCUCCUCAACCACCUCAAGGCAAUGAGGUUGAAAGAACUGGCCGAUGAUCUUGAGAAACAGAGACGGGAAAAUGAUGCCAAGGGUAAAAAAGUCAUUAUGGAUCAGUCAGACAUAGGGGGGAAUAAUUUGGAAGGAAAUGCCAAGGAUAAAAAGGUAAUUAUGGAUCAGUCAGACAUGGGGGGAAAUAAUUUGGAAGGAAACGAUUCUGCAUUGGGAAGUUACAACCAGGAAGCUCUAGAUGAAAUGUUGGCAGCGUCCCUAGCAGCGGAGGAAGACGGGAGCUUUCCUGCCAGUGCAUCAACCUCUUGGGCAGGGAUACCUGCUGAAGAAGAGGAUGAUGGUGAAGAUGAAGAGAUGAUACUUCCAACAAUGCAUGGAAAAGUUGAUCCUGCUGUGUUAGCCGCUUUACCUCCAUCCAUGCAACUCGAUCUUCUUGGUCAGAUGAGAGAGAGGUUGAUGGCGGAGAACAGACAGAAGUAUCAGAAAGUCAAGCAGGCCCCUGCAAAAUUUUCAGAACUGCAAAUACAGUCCUAUCUUAAAACUGUUGCAUUCCGUCGGGAGAUAGAUGAAGUGCAGAAAUCUGCUGCUGGUAGGGGAGUAGGUGGUGUACAGACUUCGCGGAUAGCUUCUGAAUCCAACAGAGAAUUUAUUUUUUCAUCAUCUUUUACUGGGGAUAAACAGGUGCUUACAUCUGCUGGAGUAGAGAGUAGUAGUGAUAAGCAACAUCAGACUCCAACAGGCAAUCAUUCUUCAGAUUCUCGGGACAGAGUUGCAUCUACUAACAAGUCCAAUGCUGCAACUGGGCCCGUUGUGGAUGAACCUAGAAGGGAAUUUGAUGAUGGUGUGGAGACUUAUUUGGAUGAGAGUGGUCGCCUUCGAGUCAGUAGAGUGAGAGCUAUGGGAAUUCGCAUGACCCGAGAUUUGCAGAGGAAUUUGGAUUUAAUAAAAGAGGUCGAGCAGGAGAAAAUGAGUGCUAAUAAGAUUGUAAAUGAUGAGCUUAUCCGCAAUAAAAAUAAUUCUGGUGCCCCAAGAAGAUUUCCCAGUAAAAUACAGUUUGUAGAAACUUCAAAUCACGGCAACGAUGGAAAUGUUUGCUUAAAUGACAGAAACGAAGGGUCCAUGUCUAAAACGAGAACUUCUAUAGAGAUAUCAUUUGAAGAUGCUAGUGAGCACAAAUCUUCAGAUGGUGAUGACGAUUUAUUUGCUCGUUUAGUGGCUGGAGAUCAUAUUUCUCUUGCUGGAGAUACUUCCUCAAAGAAACUAUCUAAUGACUCUGCUUCAGAUUGUGACUGGGAGGAAGGAGUCGCUGGAGAGAGAGAUAAUAAUUUCACUCUUGAUCUUAAAGUGGAAAAUAACCUAGCUCUUGCAGAAGAAGGCAUUAAUGAUGAGAGUGAAGUUGAAUGGGAAGAAGGACUUUCUGAUGUUCCUAAACGCGCUACCCCUGGUCCAGCUGAAAAUACAGAAACUGUCUCAAAAGGUGUUUUGGAAGAAGAAGCUGAUUUCCAGGAAGCAAUUAGGAGAAGUCUUGACGAUUUAAAUGGUCAAAAAUCUAUUGAUGUCUCAUCCGAAGACGAUAAAUUUCAAGGAGCUAGAGAAAUGACUAAUGAGGGCACAAGUAAUAUGCCCCUUUAUAAAGAAAAUGAUAGGGGUGAGGCAACUAUUGCUUUGCAGAAUGCUGUGCAACCAAAUGAAUCAUCUUGUGAAAUUGUGGCUGGAGUUGAAGGGCCGGGUAUUGUUGGUGAAAUUAAUACAUUGAAGACCAAUAAUUUUUCAGGGAGGCAGUUGGCACUAUCAAUUGCUGUUAAUCCUGAUAAUGUGGAUGUAGUGAUAGAUAAACCAUUGGAAAGGUACUUGGAUUCCCACCCUGAACGUUUAAGGCAAGAUGCAUGUGCAAGUGGAAAUUUGCUUAGAGAAAUGGGACCUAUGAAAUCAGUUACUCCUAUUAAAGAGAAAGGGGUCCACUUGGUUGCUGAGCAACUCUUGGAUACUUCUAUUUCUGAUUCUGUAUUGGUUGACGUGCCUGAUAUAGUUCUUGCUGAUGUUAAACAAAAUGAUUUGGAAGCUGCACGGCAUGACCAGUCAAAUGAGAUGACAGAACGAGGAAAAUCUUCUGUUAAGGAAUCAAGAGCUGACAUUGAUGCUGUGCAAAAAUUGGCGGAGAACCAAAGUCAUGGUGCUUUUUACAAGAAAAAUGAUGACAGCAUUGACAUAUCUGCAUUUAAGGACAACAAGGAGCAGGUUGAUGUUACAGAGGCUAGUUUGGAGGAAGAAAUGCUGAUUUUAGGUAAAGAACGUGUAGAUCUAGCGGAGGAACAGAGGAAACUUGAACGUAAUAUGGACUCUGUUAGCAGUGAAAUGUUUGCAGAAUGCCAGGAGCUGCUUCAAAUGUUUGGCUUACCGUAUAUUAUUUCACCGAUGGAAGCUGAAGCUCAAUGUGCAUAUAUGGAACUUGCAAACCUUGUUGAUGGCGUGGUUACUGAUGAUUCUGAUGCAUUCUUAUUUGGGGCACGGAGUGUUUACAAGAAUAUAUUUGAUGACCGCAAAUAUGUUGAAACAUACUUUAUGAAGGACAUUGAGAAUGAGCUUGGGUUAACCCGAGAAAAAUUAAUCCAUAUGGCACUUCUUCUUGGGAGUGAUUAUACUGAAGGUGUAAGUGGUAUCGGCAUUGUCAAUGCUAUUGAAGUUCUAAAUGCAUUUCCUGAGGAAGAUGGCCUCCAAAAAUUCCGGGAGUGGAUUGAAUCUCCAGAUCCAACCAUCCUUGGAAAAUUCAACAUGCAAGCAGGAUCAAGUUCGAGGAAGAGAGGGUCCAAAGUUAGCAACAUUGACACGAGUUACCCAAAUAGCAAUGCAGAAGGAGAUUCCACAGCUAACCAUAAUGCUUCGCAUUCCAUAGAUUCGGAUCAAAACACAAAGCAGAUCUUCAUGGAUAAACAUAGAAAUGUGAGCAAAAACUGGCAUAUUCCUUCUUCUUUUCCAAGUGAAGCAGUCAUUUCAGCAUAUGCUUCUCCACGAGUAGACAACUCAACAGAGCCUUUCUCAUGGGGAAAGCCAGAUCUUUUUGUUCUUCGCAAAUUGUGCUGGGAAAAGUUUGGUUGGGGUAGCCAGAAGGCUGAUGAGCUGCUACUUCCUGUUUUGAAGGAGUACAACAAACAUGAGACUCAACUGCGGUUGGAAGCAUUUUACACUUUCAACGAGAGAUUUGCAAAAAUUCGUAGUAAGAGGGUUAAAAAAGCUGUUAAAGGAAUAACAGGGAACAAAUCCUUGGAGUUAAUGGAUGACUUGGUGCAAGAAGUCUCCAAGAAUAGAAAGAAAAGAAGAGUAAGCCCCAGUGAAUCUGGUGAUGACAAAUCAGGGGAACAACUUAGUGCAACAGAGAAUGGUGUUGCUAGAGAUGAGAGCAACACCACUGAAAAAUUAACUGCAAAGCAGUCAAGAAAAAGGACCUGUGGGGAUUCUGUAUUAUCUGAAGCAGGGAUUCCAGAACCACCGAUGCGGACCAAAGGCAGGCAAAAAACCAGCAAAGGGUCAACUGCAACGGGAAGAGGCAGGGGAAAAGGCAGAGGUCAGGCUGUUGGAAGAGGGAGGGGGAAGAAAAACCCUGCUUCUGAAUACACUGAGACCAGCUCUAAUGAUGGUAACAAUAGUGACUGUGAGCAGGAACUGCAAGUUGAAAAGUUAGAGGGCUCACAUGAAAUACGAAGGUCAACACGGGUUCACAAGGUUGUGAAAUACAUUCCGGAUGAUUUAGAAAUUGAUGAUCUGGGUAAAUCAGACCAAAACGAUGAAAAUUGUUCUGAUGAAGAGGUAGUGCAAGAUGAGCCUUUUAGGGAUCAAGACUUAGUUGGAGAUGCUGCUGCUAGUUCCAGUGGAAAGAACCAACAUAAAGUUGGAGAUUCUUCACUUAAGGAGCGUUUGUGUGGGGAAUACCUUGAAAUGGGAAGUGAAGUUUGCAUGGACGAAGCUGAACCUGAAACUGAAACAGGUCAACUAGGUUCAGGUCAAGACGGUGACCUCUCUUUCGGUGUAGAAUUGUCUAAAGAAUACCUUAAAAUGGGCGGUGGAUUUUGCUUGGAUGAAGAUGAGGUAGAUGAGGACCCAGACAUAUGUGCUUCCUCCAGUGCAGCUGGGGCAUCUAUCAUUGAGAAUCCCAAUCCUUCUCAUCAACCUGGUUUCGUUGAAGAAGUUGAUCACAAUAUUGGUUCGGUUCAAUUGGUUUGGAGCCCAACAAAAGCUCUGGAUGGUCUUCAAAAUGGGAGGAAGAGAGAUGCAUCCGAUAGUGAGAAGAAUCUAGACCAUUCAAACGCCUCUACUAAUAACGAACAUCUUAAAGAAGAUACGUCACCUCAGGAAUUCACUAAAGAAGAUGUUUCUGGGAUGACACCUGUAAGAUUUUUAAGUGCCAUGCCUAGCCUGAGAAGGAAGAGGAGAAAAAGUUGAAAUUGUUCAAUUUUCGGAAAAACUUUUGGAGCUAGUUGAGAUGUGUGUGCAUUUGCUUUCAGUGUUCCUUUCACCCUACCACCAACCAAAAUUUUGGGCAAUGCCAUUAUGGUACAGGUAAGAAUGUAUUUAUAAACAAAACCAAGAUUGCUAAUCUCUAGUUUGAGAAAUAUCACAAUAGUUGUAAACUGCAUCUAGUACAUAACAGAAGUACUUCUGAGGAAACAGCAUAAAUAUUUGAAAUUGUUCACAGUAUUGAAUACCCCAGUAUUAUUAAGUGAAGAUCGGAUGGUUGAAAUUUGAAAUUACCACAAUUGGUGGGGGUUGCCUGAUGUAUUCAUCUUAACUAUUGGAUCACGCAUUUACUUGGGGACUGAAGUUGUGAUAUGAAUGUCAUGCUAGUACAAGUAUUGUACAAAUUGAACGAUUUGUUUUUCUUUUUGCAAGUUGUGGAAACACAGAGUUAGUACGUGAGGCCAAUUAGAAGUAAAAUAGUUUUUUAGGGUUCGUUAUUGUCAGAUAACAGAGUUUAUUAGUUUGUGGAGGUAUCUAUUGAUGUUGUUUUUGAUUGUUUUUUUGGGGAAGGGGUUAUAUGCAACAUUCCGUAUCUGCAGCAAUAGUAACAGUUGAGUGCAGAGAGUGGAGUUUGGCAUAUAUGGUUGGUUUUACUGGUCUCAAGUAGAGUUCUCCGAUUCUUUCUUGAAUAGGCCAUGAACAUUCCUAUAAUUAUUCAAUCAAAUGCAGGUACGUGAUUUAUUUUAUUUUA
Messenger RNA from Cornus florida, 5600 nucleotides. RefSeq names its product DNA repair protein UVH3. Gene Ontology annotation, molecular function: single-stranded DNA binding; DNA endonuclease activity. The transcript is spliced from 15 exons. NCBI's taxonomy places the organism in Eukaryota, Viridiplantae, Streptophyta, Magnoliopsida, Cornales, Cornaceae. Gene Ontology annotation, cellular component: nucleus. Gene Ontology annotation, biological process: nucleotide-excision repair. The coding region runs from base 71 to 4834 and encodes 1587 amino acids. The record is from RefSeq and is a predicted model, not a curated record.